Messenger RNA from Labeo rohita (rohu), 2822 nucleotides. RefSeq names its product fatty acid 2-hydroxylase (gene fa2h). Gene Ontology annotation, cellular component: endoplasmic reticulum; membrane. The record is from RefSeq and is a predicted model, not a curated record. Bases 109 to 1233 code for a protein of 374 amino acids. Gene Ontology annotation, biological process: lipid biosynthetic process; fatty acid metabolic process. Gene Ontology annotation, molecular function: iron ion binding; fatty acid 2-hydroxylase activity; heme binding. The transcript is spliced from 7 exons. Lineage: Eukaryota; Metazoa; Chordata; Actinopteri; Cypriniformes; Cyprinidae.
UGUCUCUCAGUCGAAAGUCAGUAGUUGUAGUCCACAAGCGCUGGAGAAAGUCAGUGGGGGUCCCACUUGCGUGCCUGCCGUUCUCUAUCCUCUUGUGGACACCCCUAAAUGAAAACUAAAAUGUCACCUUCGGUGUCGCCUCGCUUUUUUUCUGAAAAAGAGGUAGCUAAACAUUGCACCAAGGAUUCGUGCUGGGUGUUGUUAGGGACGCGCGUCUACGAUGUGACGGCGUUCCUUCGGAUGCACCCGGGCGGAGAGGCGCUCAUUCUCCGCCGCUCUGGCAAGGACAUCAGCCAGGAGAUCGAAGGACCCCCGCACCGGCACUCGGAGAACGCCCGGAGGUGGAUGGAGCAGUACUACAUUGGUGAACUUGACAGAGACACCACAAACGAAGAUACGGAGACUCUGAGACAGAGGAAGAAGGUUCCAGAAAGCACUACAGAAGAAGAAGAAACCUCAGCCAUCAAUAAGUGCAGCAAAGUCGACGACGAAACGGAUCUGGUAGACUGGCGAAAGCCACUGGCCUGGCAGGUCGGAUAUCUUGGAGAGAAAUAUGACACAUGGGUCCAUCAGCCUGUGGAUAGACCGAUCAGACUGUUCGGAAAUGACUUUUUUGAGGCCAACACAAAGACUUCAUGGUACAUGGUGCCAAUUGUAUGGCUGCCUUUGGUGAUCUAUCUGAGCUGGUACUGCUACACGUUAUUGGCACAAGAGAGUACCAGACUGUUUAUUACAUCAGACUACUCCAUUCUGGUCCACAAGUACAGCUUUCCAUUCAUCUUCAUGUUCGGCAUGUUCCUGUGGUCGUUCAUCGAGUACUGCAUCCACCGCUUCGUCUUCCACAUGCGCCCGCCCGCCCACAAUUAUUACCUCAUCACACUACACUUCCUGUUGCACGGGCAGCACCACAAGUCUCCGUAUGACGGCUCUCGUCUGGUGUUUCCUCCGAGUCUGGCUGCCAUCGUCAUUGGGGCAUUUUACCUGAUACUCCAGCAGCUGUUGCCUGAGGGUCUGGGAACCUCCCUGUUCGUCGGGGGUCUGUGUGGAUAUGUUGUCUAUGACAUGAUCCACUACUAUCUGCACUACGGCUCGCCACGGAAGGGCUCCUACUUGUAUGGGCUGAAAGCGUACCAUGUCAAACACCACUUUGAACACCAAAGGGCAGGUUUUGGGAUCACCACCACAUUCUGGGACUACCCGUUCAACACAGUCAUCCCCGAGCAGACGUUUUAGAAAAUGCUUCUUAUUUUGCCACAAUGACCAAAUCAAAAUCCACCCAACAAACUCCCAUUAGCCUCUCCCAUUAUCACUGUGUUAGCUACAGUGUCUUACCCUGCUGCUGCUACCAGCUAUCAUAUCUUAGCUUCACCAUCAUCACCAUCAUCACCAUCAUCAUCAUCACCGCCAUCGUCGUAAAUUAUUUAGAGAAGGGGGAGUGCCUGAAACAAACAGAAUCACCGAAUGUCAAGCUAUAUAAAUAUUUAUAUACUAUGUAUGAAUGUACUGACGAAUCAAACGUUGGAUGAAAUCUGUAAAUGUCUUUUAUUAGAGGCACAAGAAUCUCAAACUCACAGUCUUUGCCCAUCCAUGUAAAAGAAAGAGAUGUACAGACAGGGACCCGCAAGUGUGGGACGGUGCGUGAAGGUGCGAGUGGAAACAAAUUCUUAGUCGUAGUGUUAAGAAGCUGAAGGCUAGCAGAAGGAGGUCCUUUCGGUGGCCACGUGCGUAAUUGCCUUUAAGGAAAACUCAGGAAAGUCUCAAACGCUUUAAUUCUUCUCAGUGUUGAUGCUGCAAUCGCUUACGGAUCAUUGCUUUCUUUUCUUUGGCUUUGGCUCCGCCCUAAAUAUGACAUCACACCCAUCUUGCUUUUCUUUCUCAUCUCACCUAUUUCGAGGUGUUUAUUGCCAAUCAACUUACUAACAAUCUGGAGGACGUCACAAGCAGCUGCUCCUCGAGUAAUAUGUUACAUAUCCAGUGAGAUAUUAAGUUAUUGAGGAUUAGAGCUGGCUUUUGCUUCUCCUGACUAACACGGGAACGAUUACGCACUUGGUGAGGGCGUGAAGCGGGGUGCACGGGCCUCUCCUGCCGGUGAGGGUUGCCAGCCGUUCGUAGGGUGUGUAGAAAUCCUCUGUCGCCGUCGUCAAUGUAGAUCUAGCCGGCGCAACCCUUCCAUCUGGUGUGACGAUCUGUUGCAUCUGACCAGGCGUCAGGAGAGCGACAGCAUCCUUGGCUGAUCUCUCACCCGUUUCCUGCUCGUUUUAACCCCUGCUUUUGUUCUGGGAAAAAAAAAAGCUGUGACCACAUGUAACUCUGCUUCACACAGUCAUUUUGAGCAUAUUUAAUGUUUCAGAUGAAUAAAUAUAUAUGAUAUUUAAAUAAAAAUGAUCCUGAUGUGCCUUAGGGGCAUUGCCUACCUACCUUCCUGCUCCUUCCGAACCAGUUAGGUCGCGUGAUUGGUUGGACGUUUCAGCCAAAGACGUGGAAGGACAUUCGAAUAGAGCUUUUCUUCAUACCGUGAUUCUGUGGCACCUCGAAACUAAUAAACCUGCAAUGGACAUUGUAAUGAUUUUUUGAUUCUUUUUGUAACUGUGACACCAUCCUGGACAGAUCCCAUGUCGUAGGAGAACGCUUUCAGUUGAGGCAGGUCAACAGAGCAAUAUAUUUAUCUGUUUACUUGUAAUCAUAUUGAGAGCUUUUAAUUCAGAUAAAAUUUUUCAGCUAUAGAUGCCUCUAAUAAAUCUGUUUACUACUGUAUUUUUAUUUUAGAAUUUAAAUUUCUAUGCAAAUGCAAUUGUAUUUGUAAAUAAACUGUAUAUUUCUGA